Molecule: messenger RNA, 1596 nt
Organism: Diachasma alloeum
Lineage: Eukaryota; Metazoa; Arthropoda; Insecta; Hymenoptera; Braconidae
Product: corrinoid adenosyltransferase
Exons: 4
Coding region: 465-1136 (223 amino acids)
Molecular function (GO): corrinoid adenosyltransferase activity
Source: RefSeq, a predicted model, not a curated record
ACGUGUUGAUGGCUUGCUCAGCUAACGUGACAGCCCAGGGCUGGAAUUCGCAGCGUUUAUGGUACCCUAAAAACCUUCAAGCUCAUGCAAUCAAAGCAACGCAUCCACAAUCCCUGCAUUACUAAUUGGUUGACAUUUAAGGGUUUUAGGGUACCUUAAACAGGAAGUAUCUCAGCCCAGCUGUUCUGUCACAAUAUUUGGGGUGGAGGUGAUGAUAAGGAGGGGAACGUGAUUAUCUGAAGAGGAAGAGGCGCAUCAUUAUUGUUUUCGUAUCCUGAAGAUUGUACAAACGACCCCCCCCCCAGGAGAGGGGGAUAAAUUAUUAUUGAGGACCCAAUGGAUAAUGCAGAGUCCGCAAGACGCAAAAGUACCGGCAUGUUAAAUCCGCAAAAUAGUCGUCAAUAAACUGGAAAUAAUUGAGAUAGAAAAUUACUUUAUAAUAGUUAACUGGUGAUCGAGGGAUUAUGGAACUUGCUAGGCACGUCUGGAGGUCCUCGACGUAUGUUUACAGGUCAGGACUGCAGCCAGUCAUCAGGCACAGCAGCAAAGCAUCAAACAUAGCCCUCUCAUGUCUCCCAAAAUACCAAGACACGUCAGGCCCCUCAGGCCGAUCCUCCACAGAGGCAAAACCAAAUGACGAAUUGAUUCUGAAUGCCCUCGGAGCGACGGACGAGCUUUCCUGUUACAUAGGGCUCGCGCGAGAGUUCGCUUGCGACAGCAGUGUGGAGCACCCCUACGUGGACAAGUUGAAGAGGGUGCAGAUGAUAUUAUUCGACUUGAACCACGCAAUAUCGAGGUCCAGGGAUCAGAGGAGCAAUUUGUUUGAGGAUAGACACACGAGGGAUCUGGAGGAGUGGAUCACUGAGUAUGCAAACCACUUGCCACCGCCUGAGGAUUAUAUUAUCCCUGGAGGUGGCAAGGCCAGUGCAUCAUUGCACGUAGCCCGAGCAAUAUGCCGACGAGCUGAACGCACAGUAGAAAAACUAGUGCACGAUGGUGCACUAGACAGUGAAGCAAAAAAUUAUUUAAACAGAUUAUCUGAUUUUCUUCUGACUGUAUCGAGAAUAGCAGCCAAGUGCGAUCAACGUACGGAGAAUAUAUACAUCCCGCGGGCGGAAAUUCCAGAGGAGAAAUAAAUUAUGAACCAAAUAGUUUUAAUAAUGAGACUCAAAGUAGAAGCGAAUGAAGAACUAAAUGCCUUCAUUGCGGUAAAAAAGUCCUGUCGUCUUAGAAAAAACAUGUGUAUUCAGAUAUUGCCCACGAAUUAUCCGAAAGUUGCACAAUGAACAUUCUUUAUUUUGUCCAUUCUAUCAGACUUUUGUCUCAUAGAAAAUGUAAUUUUUCAUUUUGCUCUGUUGCUCGGACGUUGAAAUUCAGGAUUCAGUAAUUAAUUAUAAUUGUUGGACUGGGUUGUUCAUGUAAUAAUGAAACAGUUCAUUUGAUCGAAUCAAUGUUGUAUAGAAAUUGUUUAGAAGACUUAUGGAAACGUUAUACACUGAACAUUUACUCAUAUGACGUAACUUCUACUGUAUAUAUUAUGAUUUUUAUGUGAAAACUUAUCGAAUUAUGGGUAAUUAAAUCUUUAAAUAUAAAACA